Molecule: messenger RNA, 2833 nt
Organism: Pocillopora damicornis (cauliflower coral)
Lineage: Eukaryota; Metazoa; Cnidaria; Anthozoa; Scleractinia; Pocilloporidae
Product: heat shock 70 kDa protein 12A
Molecular function (GO): ATP binding; ATP-dependent protein folding chaperone
Source: RefSeq, a predicted model, not a curated record
GUAAGACAUCAUAAUGACCUAGUUUCCUAGAAGGCGAUUAAUUCACCGCCGAGUGGUUUCGACUACAAAUCUUCAUGUUCGAUGAACAAGAGCUGUCUUCAAGAUGCAGAGAACCUCGGAAGACGAUCAAGAGGGAGGUGAACUUUUCCUCUCCGCUCCUGUUACAUUCAUCGCUGUGGUAGCAAUUGACUUUGGCACAACGUUUAGUGGGUUUGCAUUUGCGUUCAAUAACAAAGAUGGAGAAAAAAGUAUCCACAUGAAUAAAGAAUGGGGAAGUGACCAAGGCUACUCCACUAUGAAGACACCUACAUGUUUGUUGCUCAAUCCAGACCAGAGUUUCAAUUCGUUUGGCUAUGAAGCCAAAGAUAAAUUUGCUGAUUUGGAGGAGGAGGAAGCUCGACAAUAUUUUUACUUUGAUUGCUUUAAAAUGAUUCUUCAUAACAAUGAGAGCUUGAAUAUGAACACCACUGUAGAGGCAGCGAAUGGCAAGCACAUGAGGGCCUUGGAUGUUUUUAAAUAUUCCAUAACAUAUCUUUACACACGCGCACUAGAGGUGAUUAAGGAGAGAACUGGUGACGAAGACUUCGGAGGAAAUGAUGUGCAAUGGGUCUUGACCGUCCCAGCAAUAUGGAAACCAGCGGCAAAACAAUUCAUGAGAGAGGCUGCUUAUCAAGCAGGGCUGGCACAUCCCUCCAACCCAGAGCAGAUACUGAUCGCUUUGGAGCCAGAGGCGGCCUCCGUCUACUGUAGAGAGCAAAAGGUGAGAGAGUUUGUUGCUGAGAGUGGUAGCAAUGAUGCCUCAGUUAAGGACACCAUCGCCCGACCAGAAACACAGUACAUGGUAAUUGACAUUGGAGGCGGAACUCUUGAUGUGACUGUUCAUGAACUUAUGGAAAACGGUGCAAUCCGAGAGCUUUAUAAAGCCACAGGAGGUAUGUUUGGAGGACAGAAUGUCAACAGACAGUUCAGGAUCCUUCUUGAACAAAUUUUCACCAAAUCCUUCCUUGAUAAUUAUGCCUGUCACAAUCCGGUGGAUUGGCUCUGUCUCAUGAAUGAUUUCGAAGUAAAGAAACGCGGAAAACGUAUCUGUGAAGGGGGGACAACACGAAUCCGGUUGCCUGGUAGUUUCUUGAGUAAAUUUCUCAGCCAGAGAGGUUGCGAUAUUAACACAGCCAUUCAGCAGCAUUACAGCCUGGAUGAAAUAAAAGUCCUUCGUAACGAGUACCUCUGCCUUGAACCAAAAGUCAUGAGGCAGCUGUUCAACCCAGUCUUGGAUGACAUCAUUUCCCACCUAUCCAACCUUCUCGCCAAACCAGAAUUGUCUGAGGUCAAGUUUGCAUUCCUCGUAGGCGGUUUUUCUGACUCAGCUGUUUUACAGGAAAGAAUCAAGGGGCAUUUUGGCCAUGCCUAUCGCAUCUUAAUACCGCACUGCGCAUCCCUUGCAGUUGUCCAAGGUGCUGUGAUGUUUGGACAGAAACCUAACACUUUCGAGUCCAGAAUAAUGGCUACCACCUAUGGCAUUCGUGUACAUAAGCUCUUCCUCGACGGGUUACAUCCUGAAUCGAAAAAGGAAAUAAUAGCUGGAAUCCCACGCUGUAAAGAUGUGUUUUUUAAGUUUGUUAAAGUCGAUGAAGUCGUUAAAGUUGGAGAAAAACGUCAAUUCACUGGUUUUGCACCCUUGACAGGCGAAGAGAAACAAGUGAAGCUCGAUUUCUACCAAUCAGAAUGUCCAGAUGUGGAGUUUGUUACAGAUCCUGAGGUGCGCAAGGCCCCCGGUCGUGGAUUAGUGAUUGAAACACCAGAGGCAUGGAAAACGAAAGAUAUUGAGAUACAUUUGCUCUUUGGUGGAACUGAGAUAAAGGUCACGGCUGUUAAUCGUACUAGCAACCGACAAUCCACGGUUCAUCUAGACUUUCUAGCCAGCAGUUAGUAGAUUUAGGCAUUUUUAAUUGAUCAACAGUUGUAAACAAUUGCAGAAGUUUGUGUCAGAGAAUGACUUUAGAAAUUAAAGUAUGGGUUUACCAGUGGUAACACUGGACCCUCCAAACCACCUGUAAAUUUUUCAUUUUACUUAAACAAAUGUUUCUUCCAUUAACCGAUGAAUUUUUGUGAUACGUAACAAAUGCGAUUGUUAUUCAUUUAUAUGUUGAUACGAAAAUUAGUACUACUUGCAAUUGUAAGCAGCAACAAAGGAUUUUAAAUUAUUCUUUCAGUCGAUAUCGAGUCUCGCUAUUAUCUCAAAAUUACUAUUCUAUAAAAAUGAUUGUGGAAGACUACAUUAGUAUUGAAUCGUUUUAGAUUUUAGGCGGAAGGUUUUAAGGUACUUACGUCGGUAUUUCGCUAGUAAAUAAUGAUCUUUAAUUUUGUCCCUACUCUUCUUGACAUUUAAAGGCAGCUUACUUAACUUGCAUAUCAAAACUGAGGCCAUAGACAUCUAGCUCGUAUAAAUUAAUGAUAAAUUAAGAUCCUUGCUGAUUGUAGGAUGAGCGAGUUAUCCUUCAUACUCAGUUCGCCUAGUUCAUCACAGCUAAAUUUUUAUGAAGCUGUCUACAUAACGAACUUUAAGUCAACAUUUGAUGAAAACCUCAAAGCUUCCAAACAAUAAGACCUAUUCUACUAGUUUCUUCAUUCUGUAAAAAUGCACAUUAUCUGUUAUAUUUAUUUUGUACUUAUCAUCCAUAGUAAAGAUACUACUAGUUUAACAUCCUUGUGACACUAAAGUGAUUAUGGCUCUGGAAUAGAGAAUCUCGCAUGAACUAAAAUUUAGUUUAGAUUGAUUUCCAUUCCCGGCUCGCCUUCUUCCUUUUAAACUCGAAAAUUUCAGUUGGUUCUG